AGAUGGCGCCAGCGGUAGGGGUAGGUCACCGCCCGCUAGGUAUGGCAGCUUCGAGGUUGGAGCUGAACCUCGUCCGGCUACUGUGUCGCUGCGAGGCCAUGGCAGCGGAGAAACGGGACCCAGAUGAGUGGCGUCUGGAGAAGUACGUGGGGGCCCUGGAGGACAUGCUGCAGGCCCUGAAGGCCCAAUCAAGCAAACCCACCUCCGAGGUGAUCAAUGAAUACUCCCGCAAGGUGGAAUUUCUGAAGGGGAUGCUACAGGCGGAGAAGUUGACGUCUUCCUCUGAGAAGGCUCUGGCCAACCAAUUCCUGGCCCCCGGCCGAGUGCCCACCACAGCCAAGGAGCGAGUGCCUGCCACCAAGACCGUACAUCUACAGUCCCGGGCUCGCUACGCUGGAGAAAUGCGGAGUGAGCUGCUGGGGAAGAAUAUUUCUGGAGAGCCUGAGCUGGACGUGAGGAAGCGAAUGGUGUCAGAGCCCAGGCCUGUGGAUGAGAAACAGUCAGCUGCCGAACUGGACCUUGUCCUCCAACGACACCAGGACCUCCAGGAAAAGCUAGCUGAGGAGAUGCUAGGCCUGGCUCGAAGCCUCAAGACCAACACACUGGCCGCUCAGACUGUCAUCAAAAAGGACAACCAGACCUUGUCGCACUCACUCAAGAUGGCUGACCAGAACCUGGAGAAGCUGAAGACUGAGUCGGAGAGGCUAGAGCAACAUACACAGAAGUCGGUGAACUGGCUGCUCUGGGCCAUGCUCAUCAUUGUGUGUUUCAUCUUUGUCAGCAUGAUUCUCUUUAUCCGAAUCAUGCCCAAGCUGAAGUAAAGACCAGCUGCUGCCAUCUCUAGUGCUCUUGUGGUGGCUGCCCGGAAGCCUCAGAAGCCACAGGGAGCAUGCAGAGGGGGAGGGUUGGGUUGUAGAAAUGGUAACAUCAAAAACACCUUGUUUCAUCCUUGUCUACCCCAAGAGACCUGGGACCUGGGAGGAGCCAAACUCAUUGUUUUGGCUUUUUAUCUCAGCCGAGGCAGGAGGAUCACAACUGCAAGGCCAGCCUGGGCUACAACAACAAUAAUCUGCCCAACCCAAAA
Molecule: messenger RNA, 1084 nt
Organism: Jaculus jaculus (lesser Egyptian jerboa)
Lineage: Eukaryota; Metazoa; Chordata; Mammalia; Rodentia; Dipodidae
Gene: Use1
Product: unconventional SNARE in the ER 1
Exons: 8
Coding region: 3-821 (272 amino acids)
Biological process (GO): retrograde vesicle-mediated transport, Golgi to endoplasmic reticulum
Cellular component (GO): SNARE complex; endoplasmic reticulum
Molecular function (GO): SNAP receptor activity
Source: RefSeq, a predicted model, not a curated record